UCCAUCCAUUUUGAAGAGAAAUCCAUGAAAAUCUGAAUUGCAUGAAAUACAAGAGCUUAAUUAGGUUGCUCCUCUUUCGUCAUCGGAAAUCAAAGAGAGAGGUAGGGCCAUGGAUAAGGGUGGUCCAACCGGGCCGGGCUGGAGGGAACGGCCCGGCAACGUCACCACCGAUUUCUGCUAUGUGGAUACGGCGCUGCACUCCGCCGGCAUUUGGGGCUCUUCCGCCGGCAGCAGAGGCUUCCUCGACUACGCCUUGCCCCGCCUUCAGCUUCAGCUCGCCAUCAUUUUCAUCAUCACCCAGUCCCUUCAUCUCUUGCUCCGCCGCUUCCAUUUGCCUCGCCUUGUCUCCGAGAUCCUCGCUGGGAUCAUACUAGGGCCAACUAUUCUAGGACAGUUUGGAGAAGUGGAGCAAGCAUUAUUCCCCCAAGAAGGAGAUGUGUACUUGGACCUUCUCUCCAAAAUCGGCUACAUAUUUUUCAUCUUCCUCAGCGGCGUCAAGAUGGAUCCUCGAACCGUGCUGCGCACCGGCAUCAAGGCGUGGACCAUCGGCGUCCUCGCCGUCACUCUCCCGCUCGGCGGCAGCUUGAUCAUGACCGUUGUACAGCAAACCGAGAUCCACAAGUAUCGCAUCCCUGCUUACAAAAACACCAUCUCCAUCCAGAACCUCUUCCCUUUCCCCGUCAUCGCCUCCAUGCUGGUCGACCUCAAGAUCAUGAACUCCGAGCUGGGCCGCCUCGCCCUCGCCUCCGCUCUCAUCAGCGACCUCGUCAGCAACCUCGCCUCCACCGCCAUCACCUACGGCAGAGUCGGCAUCAUGAGCUUCGCCAACGUCAUCAUGAUCCACUCCACCUUCUUGACUGUCUGCUUGAUCCUCUUCAUCCUCUGCGUCGGCCGCCCUCUUUCCCUCUGGAUCAUCUCCAAAACGCCCGAGGGGAAACCCGUUUCCAGAUUCCACGUCAUCCUCAUGUCCUUCUUGGUUCUUGUCGUCGUCUUGCUUACCGACAACGUCGGCCUCAACUACCAGUACGGUCCGUUCCUGCUCGGCCUCGCCGUCCCCGACGGCCCCCCCUUGGGCUCCACCAUGGUCGACAGGCUGGAGACGUUGGUGUCUGGUUUGCUGGCUCCGCUUCUCGUCACCUACUGCGGCAUGAAUGUGAAUCUCGUUGAGCUCUUUGAUCUGCAGUUCGUUUCCAUUGUUUGGACGGUGGUGGGAUUGUGUCUAGUGAUGAAGCUGCUCUCUGUUUUUGUGCCGGCGGUUAUCUGCAGGGUGCCGGUGAAAGACGCGGUGGCUCUGGCCUUCAUCAUGAGCGCCCAGGGCGUGGUGCAGAUGUCUUUUUAUUAUUACAACUAUGUUAACCAGACUUUCGACGGCGAGACCUUCUCCAUGCUGACGACUUCCGUUCUGAUACAGUCUGCGGCAUCGAGCUUGAUCGUGAAAUCGUUAUACGACUACUCCAGAAUGUACACUGGGUAUCAGAAACGCGACAUUCAGCACACGCCGACGAAUUCGGAGCUGAGGAUGCUGGUGUGCGCGCACCGCGUGGACGACGCGGUGGCGAUCCGGAGGGUUCUAGAAGCUUCUUUCCCUAGCAAGGAAAGCCCUCUGGCUGUGUACGCUCUGCAUCUGGUGGAGCUAGCGGGGCGGGCGCAUCCGCAGCUGAUCGAUCACCAAUUAGGGCAGAAGUCGUCCGGCGGCGGGAGCCGGACGCAGAAGAUGAUCGAGGUGCUGUCGGCGUUCGAGCAGCAGUACACGGGGGUGGCGAGCGUGCAGCAGUUCACGGCGAUGUCGCUGAUGAAGUUCAUGCACCACGACAUCUGCACGGUGGCGUUCAACAAGCUGGCGUCGCUCAUCAUCCUGCCGUUCCACCGGAAAUGGAAUCACCAGGGGAAGGUCAUAAUGGACUCCAGCACGCUGCGCUCCAUCAACUGCGAGGUGCUGGAGCUGGCGCCCUGCUCCGUGGCGGUCCUCGUGGACCGCCACAAGGUGCGGCGCAGCGCGUCGGCCGCCUACAACGUCGGGGUGGCGUUCUUCGGCGGGGCGGACGACCGGGAGGCGCUGGCGUACGCGCGGCGGAUGGCGCUGUCGCCGGACGUGAGCCUGACGGUGGUGAGGCUGGUGCCGUGGGACAUAUACGCCGGGGACAGCCAGUGGGACGCGGUGCUGGACGCCGAGAUAUUGAAGGACACCAGGAUGCAGGGGGCCCACCAGGACAACAUCGUGUACAGGGAGGAGAGGGUGAAAGAUGGGGCGGAGACGGCGCUGCUCAUACACGCCAUGGAAGAGGCCUUUGAUCUCAUCAUGGUGGGGAGGAGGCAUAAGGAAGAUACGCCGCAGCUGCUCGGCCUCAGCGAGUGGAAUGACCUGCCGGAGCUCGGACCCGUCGGGGAUAUGCUGGCGGCGCCGGAUCUCACUGUGCCUGUCUCUGUUUUGGUUGUGCAACACCAGAAUAUCAAAUCUAUUUAAUUCAUUACCUAUACUAAUUCAUGUUUAUAUUAAUUAAUUUUCAAUCUAAUUACCUAUACACUUGUCCAAACUCUGAUUAAUUCUUACACCAUCCAUCUCCACACUCAAACUAUAAUUAAUUUGCAGAUAUUCUGUUUGAGCUUUCA
Salvia miltiorrhiza (redroot sage) is the source of this 2610-nucleotide messenger RNA. Its product is annotated as cation/H(+) antiporter 15-like. Gene Ontology annotation, biological process: proton transmembrane transport; regulation of pH. The record is from RefSeq and is a predicted model, not a curated record. The transcript is spliced from 2 exons. Bases 110 to 2464 code for a protein of 784 amino acids. Gene Ontology annotation, molecular function: antiporter activity. Gene Ontology annotation, cellular component: endomembrane system; membrane. NCBI's taxonomy places the organism in Eukaryota, Viridiplantae, Streptophyta, Magnoliopsida, Lamiales, Lamiaceae.